Molecule: messenger RNA, 1849 nt
Organism: Physella acuta
Lineage: Eukaryota; Metazoa; Mollusca; Gastropoda; Physidae
Product: protein tumorous imaginal discs, mitochondrial
Biological process (GO): mitochondrion organization; response to heat; negative regulation of apoptotic process
Cellular component (GO): mitochondrion
Molecular function (GO): ATP binding; heat shock protein binding
Source: RefSeq, a predicted model, not a curated record
UUAUUUGUAUAGAGUACAUUUCCGGUGAAUCCAACAUGGCUGCUGUUAGGGGCUCACGACUUGUUCUUCAUUGCAAGGUCGUUUGCAGAAAAUCCAUUGCUCAAAGUAGUCAAAGCGAUAUCAUCAAAAUAGAUUGCAGAUGGCUACAUCUUUCUCGUUUGACAUCUAUCGUAUAUUUAUCACGUUACAAUAAUAGCAAAGUUUGUCUGCUGCCCAGAGCACUGACGCUUUUAAACCCAUGUUCUAUGUUUCACACUUCUCCGCAUCAUGCAAAAAGAGAUUAUUAUGAGGUCCUCGGAGUCCCCAGAAAUGCUGAUGCAGCAUCUAUUAAAAAAGCCUAUUACAAGCUGGCCAAACAGUACCAUCCAGAUAUGAAUAAUAAAGACCCAAAUGGAGCUAAAAAGUUUCAAGAGGUGUCUGAAGCAUAUGAGGUAUUAAGUGAUGAAAAUAAAAGACGAGAUUAUGAUUCAUUUGGCAUGGGUGGUAAUCAACAAACAAGUGGCUUUAGAAGUCAACAAGGAUUUUCAGGUUUUGAAAAUUUCCAAAGCACAAUGGACCCAGAAGAAUUAUUUAGGAAAAUAUUUGGUAAUGCUGGUUUUGGUGGUUUUGGAUUUUCAAAUCAGGAUUAUGAAGGGUCUAAUUCAGGAUUUGCACCUGCAUCAGAAAUGUAUAUGGAUCUAACCUUCCAAGAAGCUGCUCGAGGUGUCAAUAAAGAGAUCAACUUAAAUGUGAAGGAAACUUGUCCUAAGUGUAGGGGUAGUGGCUCAGAGCCGGGUACAUCUGCCAGCAAAUGUCCACAGUGUAAUGGAACAGGGAUGGAAACUAUAUCGACUGGUCCCUUUAUAAUGCGGUCCACCUGUCGCAGUUGUCAUGGCAAGAGGACAGUCAAUAAACAUCCUUGUACUGAAUGUAAUGGAAAAGGCAAAGUCAUUUCUAGAAAGAGAAUUGUUGUUCCAGUCCCAGCAGGUGUUGAAGAUGGUCAGACUGUCCGUAUGCCAGUUGGUGGUCAGGAAGUAUUUAUCACUUUUAAGGUACAAAAAAGUCGAAUAUUCAGGCGUGAAGGGGCAGAUGUUCACAGUGAUGUCAGCAUUAGUCUGUCUCAAGCUGUGUUGGGAGGCUCCAUACGUAUACCUGGAAUAUAUGAUGACAUAGUUCUUAGCAUACCACCUGGAACAUCUUCACAUCAUCGACUAAGAUUAGCUGGUAAAGGGAUUAGUCGGGUCAACAGCUAUGGCUUUGGUGAUCAUUAUAUCCAUGUGAAAAUUAAAGUUCCAGUUAACCUUACAGAUGAGCAGAAAGCCUUACUCCAGGCAUUUGCAGAGACAGAGAAAGGAAUAGAAGGAACAGUUGAUGGAAUGGCACAAACCAAAAAAGGUAUGCGUGCCAUUGAUGAUCCUGAAGGAAAAAUUUCUUCUCUCCGUGAGGCUGCAGCCAGCUGUGGUAAAGUGGCCAAAAAUGGAGUGGAUGAUUCAGAUGAAGAUAAUGAAGCAAUAGGAAAAAAGUCAUGAGCCUGUAAUUUAGAAUUUAUUUCUCUUUGUUUUGUGAUAAGAUCAGCUGAUUUGUUAGGACUGUUGAAGUAACUACUCAGUAAAUAAACUAAUUACUGACUUCCAUAUAUAGUAAGUUUACCCAAAUCAUCCAAUAAUUUUUUCACACAGUCAUCCACUUGUUAAAAGUUAAACUCAGAUUUGUCAAACAAGUUUCUAUAAUUUUAUUAUUAGGUAUCCAUUUCUAUACAUUCAGUACCUUUUAAUUUGUUUUUAAAGGAAGUUUUCAUUACGUUACAAAAGCAUUUUAAAAUAUUGGUUUUUAUUUUUAAGAUUUUACAAUAAAAUACCUAGUAUACAUA